Molecule: messenger RNA, 1373 nt
Organism: Phyllotreta striolata
Lineage: Eukaryota; Metazoa; Arthropoda; Insecta; Coleoptera; Chrysomelidae
Source: the annotation of a GenBank genome assembly
AUGACCAUUGAUAAAAUUAUUUACUCGAUAAAUUCGUUGUUUAUUUGCUCAUUGAAGCAGAAAGAUUACGUUAAAUCCAAAGCUACUGACGUAUAAACCUUUUAUCGAAUGUGUAAAAUAUUUUUACGAUAAUUCUGGUCCAAUUAGAUAACGAAAUAGUCUUUCCUAAAAUGGUUAUUAAUCUAAUACGAUAAGAAUAACCUGCGCGAUUUAUUUACUUAUAACUAUUGUAAGGUUCAGUAGUGAGAGUAUUGGAUGUGGAUGAAUAAAUAAAUUGUCUUUUCGUUUGGUUAGUAAAGAUUGUAGCCUUGUGUGAGUGUAGCAAACAGCCAUAAUUUACAACGUUUGAUAUCGAAGAUAAGAGACUUCCAAUGAAAAAACGAGCAAACGAUUGAUAUAACAUCAUUCGCUUUAACGAUUAACGUUUCAUAUUAACGCGGUCUCGUUAACAAAAAAGAACAUCGAGAGCGAAGCUGAUAGAAAUAAAGGACAACAUGUCGACCAAAGACAGAAUAAUACUAUGCGCUGCGGAAUGCGGCGGCACGGCGAUCCUGGUAUUUUUGGGAUGCAUGGGGUGCGUCAGUUCGCUGGCUGCGGGAGGUUCCAUUCCGCACGAACAAAUAUCCUUCACCUUCGGUUUGGCCGUCAUGGCGGCUAUUCAGGUAUUCGGCCACGUAUCAGGAGCUCACAUCAAUCCUGCUGUAACCGUAGCCGCUGCUACAUUAGGCGACAUCCCCCUGCUGCAAGUCCCCAUCUACUUCGUCGGGCAAUUCCUGGGCGCCCUGCUGGGAUUCGGUUUGCUAUGGGUCGUCACGCCGGACGUGCAUCUGGGCAAUCAAAUGGUGUUUGGCGUGAAACAGCCGGGCGUGUGCUCGCCGGUGGUCAGCCCUAACAUAUCGGCGGGCCAGGCCUGCUUCGUCGAGUUCCUGCUGACGCUGAUCCUGGUGCUGGUCUGUUGCGGCGUGUGGGACGCCCGCAAUAGGGACAAACACGAUUCGGUGUCGCUCAGGCUCGGUUUGGCCGUCGCCGUGCUGGCCAUGGCUGGGGGCCCGUACACGGGGGCGAACAUGAACCCGGCAAGAAGCUUCGUACCGGCGAUGUUCAACGGAGAUUGGCAGGCUCAUUGGGUGUACUGGAUCGGUCCGUUGGCUGCAGGAUUCGUCGGUGGGGUGAUUUACAGACUGAUUUUUAGAAAGACGCAAAGCGCAUCGAGCGAUACCCUACCGGAAGCCAUCGCUUUGAAUCAGAAGGUUUGAUUGAUUCCCGACAAACCGCUAAUAUACCUUAGUUUUUUUAAGGUACCUAAAGCGUUUCUGAAUGUACCUAUAUAUCACUCCGUUGUGCCAUUUUAUUAAUAAACGUAUUUUGUUAUA